Messenger RNA from Prorocentrum cordatum, 336 nucleotides. NCBI's taxonomy places the organism in Eukaryota, Dinophyceae, Prorocentrales, Prorocentraceae. The record is from the annotation of a GenBank genome assembly.
AUGGCGUGCUCUGCAGCCUUCUCGGCGCUUGUGCUGAUGCUGGCAGCCUCCGUAGCAUUCACAGCCAACGCAAGCGCGUCGCCUCUACAUUCCAUGGAGAAAGUCGCGCCCCUUGUGGGGAGCGCCCACGGCGGCGGGCCCGACGCCCUCGGCGAUGAGCCUGCGCCGCCGUACUUCUGGGGGCCCAUGUGGCAGGACGACCUCAGGCUCCUGGCCUCAUUCGCCCUUGGCAUCGUCUGCAUGCAGAUGGUGGAGAUCUCGCGCGGAGCGGGCUCCGACGCCGACGGCGAGGCGCCCGCUUACCAGAAGUUCGAGAUGUACCCGUACGCCCUGUGA